CAUUGCAGGGAGAGAGUCAAAGGGGACUUUGCUCUUUGCAGUCUUUGGGAAACAACAGAUUAUUUACAGUGGAUGUUGCUUUUGCAUUAAUCACUUGCGUUGACUAUACACAGUGUACAAUGUCUUCUGCUGACAAAGCUGCAUCCUCAACCAGUGAGUCAUUAACGCAAGAAAAUGUCAUCAAAAGCUUAACAUUCCUCAAAGAUUUUCCUCCAGGACCUCUAGAUGCUUACAGAAAAGAUGCUUCAUUUAACUGGAAGGAGAUGGCUCUUUUCCUGGAAGGGGAAGAUAUACUGAGAUUCAAGUACAAAAUCUUCAAAACCCUGGAAAAUGACCCAGUGUUUUCUAAGGGUUACGAAACACUGCCAUUGGAGAAACAAAGAGAACUGACUUUCAGGCGUACACAGCAUGUCUCUGCCUAUGAUUUUCUGCCAGAUGACGAAUUAUUUGCUAAUCCCUUAAAAUACAAAGCUUUUACUGAAGCUCUUGGCAUGUAUGAUUGGACUGUGAGUGCCAAAUUAAAUUUAAACAUUGAGAUGUUUGCUGGUACAGUACGCAACAUGGGGUCUCAGAGGCACACAGAGUUUGUGGAGAACAAUAAAGCUAACCAGAACUUUGGAUGCUUCAUUCUGACAGAACUCAGUCAUGGCAGUAACACAAAAAACAUGAGGACAACAGCCACCUAUGACUCAAAGACUCAGGAAUUUGUUAUCAACACACCAGAUUUUGAAGCUACAAAAAUUUGGGUGGGAAAUUUAGGCAAACAAGCAACACAUGGUAUACUGUACGCACAACUGUACACAGAGGAUGGGGUCUGUCAUGGCCUGCACACCUUUGUGGCACCACUGCGUGACCCCAAGACUCUGUUGGCACUGCCUGGUGUCUUGGUGGGGGAUAUGGGUGAAAAGAUCGGCCUCAAUGGCUUGGACAAUGGCUUUGUUGCAUUCAAUCAGUUCCGUAUUCCUCGAGAUAAUUUGUUGGAUAAAUUUGGUGAUGUUAAACCAGAUGGACAAUAUGUAACACCAUACAAGGAUCCAAACAAAAGAUUUGGUGCCUCCCUGGGUGCUCUGUCUGGUGGUAGGGUGGGGAUCACAGGGAUGGGCGUGGCCAACCUCAGGCUCUGUAUGCCCAUAGCCAUCAGGUACUCGGCUGUCAGGCGCCAGUUUGGGCCAGGCAAAGAUGAAAUUCCGGUGAUUGAAUAUCAACUGCAGCAAUGGCGACUAUUUCCAUAUCUGGCAGCUACUUAUGCCCUUGAAAAUUUUUCAACCUCCUUUUUCAUGGACUACGUGACUCUCCGUGUUGGUAGUAUGGUAGGAGACACAAGUCAAAGACAGGCUGACCUAGGCAGGGAAAUUCAUGCGAUAUCAUGUGCCAGUAAACCACUGGCUGGGUGGAUUGCCAGAGACGCCAUACAGGAAUGCCGGGAGGCUUGUGGAGGACACGGAUAUUUCAAAGUAAAUCGACUUGGUGACAUUCGCAAUGACCAUGACCCUAACAACACUUAUGAGGGGGACAACAAUGUCCUGCUGCAACAAACCAGCAACUACCUGCUCUCAUUUGUAGAUCAGGCUUUAGCAGGGGAGGCUAUCAACAGUCCGCUUGGCUCUGUAGAUAUUUUAUCCAAUCUUCCACAAAGACUCAAGUCUACAUUCUCAGCUAAAACAGUAGGAGAUUGCUUUAACCCAAAUGUGGCUUUGGAUGCCUACAAAUGGCUUGUGUGCUACUUCCUGGUUGAGAGCAACAGGCGACUGACUGAGCAGACUCAGAGUGGGAAAGAUUCAUUCACAGCCCGCAAUGACAGCCAGGCGUACUACUGCAGGUCACUGGCAUUAGCAUUCAUAGAGCAUGCAGUCCUAGACAGAUUUGUGAAGAUUUUAGCAGAGAAAAAUGACGAGCCAACACCCACUGUACUGAGACCAGUGUUAGGGAGAUUGUGUGCUCUAUAUGGGCUGUGGAGCCUAGAGAAACAUAUAGCAACUCUCUAUCAAGGUGGCUAUGUGUCUGGUGGAGAGGCACCGAGGAUGAUCAGAGAGGCCAUAUUACAGCUGUGCCAACAGCUCAAACCUGAUGCCAUUUCACUUGUGGACGCCAUCGCUCCACCCGACUUUAUUCUUGACUCUCCCAUUGGAUGUUCUGAUGGCCAGAUUUAUAAAAAUUUGUAUGGUGCUAUGCUUCAAGGGAGUAAAGCGCUAGAGAGACCUACUUACUGGCAAGAAGCCAUUAAUCCCCCUGCCAAAAGGCAAGUGGCCAAGUUGUGAGUCUGUGAUAAUCUUACAUGCAUGAAUGGUCCAGCUUUUAUUGUAAGGAAAUUUAAACUUAAAGACACUGUAGAAAUGUGCAAUAUAAGAUACUUUGAUCACGGUAAAUUUCCUUUUUUUUUUGUAACCUAAUAUGUACUUUUAAAUUUCUUUUUUCUUAGUACAUUUCUUUUCAUUAAUAAUUAAUAGAUAAAAGAUGAUGGAAUAUGUUUGUCGGAAAGAAAAUGAAGUAUUUUUUUACAAUUAUGUGAUUUGCUUUCUACAUUUAUAUUUUGACAGUAUGGCUAGAGACAUUGUGCAUCAAUGAUUUUGUUUACAAUUUUUUUACGAUUUUUAAAAAUGAUUUUUUUUAAUCUUGCCAAUAGGAUUUUCUUUUUUCUUAAUAUCCGUUUGAUCUAUUACUAAGAAUGACGUUGUAUGCAUCACAAGAUUUCUUCUGAGUUGUUUUUUUUCUGUUAUAAUUAGAAAUAUCAUUUAGCCUUGAAUAACUUCACAAAGUUUUUCUUAAUCUACAACCCACCAGUUUUUCUUGGAUAUAUUUUGUCCAAAUUAUAUUAAAUAGUAAACCACUCAGGGAGGUGUAGUAAUCAAAUAACAGUAAGGUUACCAUGGAGAUUAUUUAUAUACCGCUGAUCACAAAACAACCGAUACAUGUAUAUUGACAAAUGGCUUGGUCGAUGUUACUAAUUACUUGUGUAAAUUAAUGUAUAGUGACAUUUUUCUUUGCUACUUUUACAAGUUUGAUGUAUAUGAAAUUUUUUUUUUACACUUUAACAAGUUAAAAUUAAUAUGUGUUGGCAAAGGUUAAUUGUUGCAGAUUCGCAACAAGGUUGCAGCUUGCGUUGACAUUCCAUUGGCCAACAUAUCCAUUUGAGGGACUUUGUUUCUAGUAUAUCAUUAAAUGAACCUCUUAAUCUAACUAAUUACCCCCCCCCCCCCCCCCCUUCAAAUUGUUGGUGCUUAAUUGAUGAAUUUAAUUAGAAGAUCCCCAGCUGAUAGCUGCUUGUCAGUUGUCUGUAGACUACAUUGCUGGCAUAGAUGGUCUACAUAAAGUAUUGUUUGUAUACCUGUGUUAUUUGAUUAGUUAUUCUUCAUCAUAACUAAACAAAGGUGUUAAAAUUUAGUGCUCAAUUAAAACUUCAAUGAAAUAAUGUUCUCUGGUUUUUAGCUAUAGAAAAUUAUUUUUUAAAGAAAUAUUACACCUAACAGAUACUGGUUAUCAGUACAAUGGUGAAAAAAACAUGUUGGCUUUCUUAAAAUUAGUUACUUAAACUGUGCCAUAAUGAGUGAUAUGAUUGAUAAAACUGUGUUUUCAAUUUUGUUUUAUUUAAAAAUGUACUUUUUGGAAUAAAAGAAUUUUUUAAAACAUU
Physella acuta is the source of this 3628-nucleotide messenger RNA. RefSeq names its product peroxisomal acyl-coenzyme A oxidase 3-like. Gene Ontology annotation, biological process: fatty acid beta-oxidation using acyl-CoA oxidase; lipid homeostasis. Lineage: Eukaryota; Metazoa; Mollusca; Gastropoda; Physidae. Gene Ontology annotation, cellular component: peroxisome. The record is from RefSeq and is a predicted model, not a curated record. Gene Ontology annotation, molecular function: fatty acid binding; pristanoyl-CoA oxidase activity; FAD binding.